Messenger RNA from Phyllostomus discolor (pale spear-nosed bat), 2987 nucleotides. It is a transcript of the gene TBXA2R, whose product is annotated as thromboxane A2 receptor. Gene Ontology annotation, molecular function: thromboxane A2 receptor activity. Gene Ontology annotation, cellular component: plasma membrane. The transcript has 3 exons. Gene Ontology annotation, biological process: positive regulation of blood pressure; inflammatory response; positive regulation of cytosolic calcium ion concentration. Bases 467 to 1498 code for a protein of 343 amino acids. The record is from RefSeq and is a predicted model, not a curated record. NCBI's taxonomy places the organism in Eukaryota, Metazoa, Chordata, Mammalia, Chiroptera, Phyllostomidae.
GGCCGAUGAGAAGCACACAAGGGAAGGACAGAGACCGUGAGAGAGGAGAGUAGAGAUCGACAGGGUGCUGUCUGUGGAGCGGAGCCGGACUCCGGCUAUUUUUAACCCCCAAGGACGCCCCUCCAGCCUCAGAGGGGACCUAGCCCUUCCUGCUUCACAGCACCCCGCGCACCGGGCGUCCUGUGCCUCUGGAGACGUGGCAACCCCCAGGUCCUCUGUGGGCCCGCCCCCACCGUGACUCGGUUUCCCCAGGAGGCUAGGUUGCCCAGCUCCGUCCAUCCCUCCCCGACCCCGGGCCCCGGCCAGCGCCCGCACGCCUGUCCUCCCGGCUCGGACUCCCGGAGAGCGCGGCAACCCCAGCGGCCCCAUCCAUUCAUCAUCGGCAGGUGUGCCAGGGGCAGUGCCAACCUGCUGCCCUACAGCUUCGGCUCGAUGGGGUGGUGACCCCCGACUCUGCUCCAGCGCCAUGUGGCCCAACAGCAGUUCUCUGGGGCCCUGUUUCCGGCCAAUGAACAUCACACUGGAGGAGCGGCGCAUGAUCGCCUCUCCGUGGUUUGCUGCCUCCUUCUGCCUGUUGGGCCUGGCCUCCAACCUGCUGGCCCUGACCGUGCUGGCAGGUGCGAGGCAGAGCAGCUCCCAGACGCGGUCCUCCUUCCUCACCUUCCUCUGUGGCCUUGUCCUCACUGACUUCAUGGGGCUGUUCAUCACCGGUGCCAUCGUGGUGUCCCAGCAUGCCAACCUCUUCGACUGGCACUCCGUGGACCCCAGCUGCCACCUCUGCCGCUUCAUGGGUGUGGCCAUGGUCUUCUUCGGCCUGUGCCCACUGCUGCUGGGGGCCACCAUGGCCUCAGAGCGCUACCUGGGUAUCACUCGACCCUUCUCGCGCCCUGCGACUACCUCGCAGCGCCGCGCCUGGACCAUCGUGGGGCUGGUGUGGGCCACCGCGCUGGUGCUGGGCCUGCUGCCCCUGCUGGGAGUGGGCCGCUACACUGUGCAGUACCCGGGCUCCUGGUGCUUCCUCACGCUGGGCCCCGAGCCUGGGGAUGUGGCCUUCGGCUUGCUGUUUGCACUCCUAGGCAGCUUCUCAGUGGGACUGUCCUUCCUGCUCAAUACCAUCAGUGUGGCCACGCUGUGCCACGUGUACUACGGGCAGGAGGCCGCCCAGCAGCGCCCACGGGACUGUGAGGUUGAGAUGAUGGCUCAGCUCAUGGGCAUCAUGGUGGUGGCGAGUGUCUGCUGGAUGCCGCUGCUGGUCUUCAUCGCCCAGACGGUGCUGCGGAGCCCACCAGCCAUGGACGCAGCUGGACAGCUGUCUGAAGGCACGGAGAAACAGCUGCUCAUUUACCUGCGUGUGGCCACCUGGAACCAGAUCCUGGACCCCUGGGUGUACAUCCUGUUCCGCCGGGCCGUGAUCCGGCGCCUGCACCCUGGCCUCAGUGCCCGGGCCAGGUCAUUGUCAAUGCAGUCUCAGCUCAGCCGGAGGCCCACUAUGGCAUAGGGCUGGGGGCAGACAUCAGUGGUGGCUCUGGAAAGACAGCGGGACAGAGCGCCCUGCCCUCGCGUCCCCCAUUCAGCCUCGGUCCUCCCUGACAGUCACGUCUGCCCAUUCUGAAGUCCGGGCGCUGGGAGUGCAGAAUGGACAGAGGGCUUGAGUGGCAGGAUUGUGAGCUAUGUUCCAUCAGCCCUGAGGACCCCCAGCUCUUCCCUGAUCCCCUUUUCCAAGGUCCCUCCCUUUCCUCAGCCCCCUCCCAACUCCAGGAAGGGUGUGUGGGGAUGCAGGGGGGUGUCUAGAGGCAAUUAGACUUGUAAGCCUUCUCUUCAGAAGUCCUCAGGAAAUUGGGGGUUCUGACCACUGAAUAUGACCUAUUCUCUGAGGAGCAAUCAAUCCCCUUUGACACUCCAACCCAAGAAGGCUCUGUCUAGAAAAGAUUGAAUGUAAAUGAGCAAGACACCCCCUCUUUUGCCAAAAUAGAUUUCAGCCCGGCUUUAUUUUCCUUUGAGUCUGGAAGUCAGUCGGCAUUUGUUGAGGUUUGGUGCAUCAUAUUGCUAUCCAACCACGCAGCAGCUGAGAACAGGACCGGGGACGGGCGGAGAGGGUGAGACUGCGUUGUUUCCUUUCCCCGCGUCCUUCAUUAAGUUGGCUCUCCCGGAACCCUGCCUAUAGUCCCUAGAGAGGGUCCUGGUAUUAAACCCAUUUUGCAGAUGAGGAAAAGAAAAGGAGAGCCCUGGCUGGUGUGGCCCAGUGGAUUGAGCGCCAGCCUGCAGACCAAAGGGUCGCCUGUUCAAUUCCCAGUCAGGGCACAUGCCUAGGUUUAGGCUGGGUCCCUAGUAAGGGGCACAUGAGAGGCAACCACACAUUGCUGUUUCUCUCCCUCGCUUUCUCCCUCCCUUCUCCUCUCUCUAAAAAAAUAAAUAAAAUCUUUAAAAAAAGAAAAGAAAGGGAGAGACACACACAAGACCAUGAAAUGAUGCCUGUUUCCUCCACUCGAGAUGGAGUCAUUCUCUCAUAAGCUUAUCCUUCAGCCAUUCAUCCCCCUACACUCAGACUACCAGUGCCUUGGACAAACAGCACCUGGCCCAUAGUAGGCGCUCAAUAAAGACUGAUUGAAUGGACAAAUGACUGAGCUUUGAGGAGUGCCAUGUAUGUGCAAGUGCAUGAAUAUGUGCACAGUGAGUACUUUAAAGCACCUGGCACACAGUUGGUACUUAAGAAGCAGCCAGUGUUGUCAUAGCUCCCUAGAGCCUCAUGCCUGUUGCUUCCUCUGCUUUCCCCCAAACUCCCUCAGAAACCUCGCACCUGGCCCUGACUGCUGUGGCUCAGUUAGUCGGAGCCGUCCCACGAAGCAAAAGUUCGCCAGUUCAGUUCCCAGUCAGGGCACAUGCCUGGGUUGCUUGUUUGGUUCCAGUCGGGGUGUGUACAAGGGACAACCCAUCGAUGUUUCUCUCAUCAAUGUUUCUCUCCCUUUCCUCCUCUCUCUAAAAAUAAA